AUGGUGUCGAAAUCAGCAUAUAGACUUAUUAUAAAUAGUAUUAUCAUGGCAGAGUUCACAACACAGCAAAAUCUCUCUUCUAAAGCAACUGCCUUCUCGAUUGAGUCAUUGAUGGCUUCGGAUGAAAGCGGUACAGUUAUAAAUUAGGAGAUGAAGUCCAUUCACUUACUUACUUCUUUUACUGGCAAGCUUUUAGAGCAUAAGGCCAAAUUGUACACUACAGCAAGAAAGAUGCGUUAAAAGGUCUGUUAGAGUCCAACACCAUAUCGGGACGACUCUAAAUGAGAUACUCGAUUUAAUGCAUGUGAAUUGUCUCUUCGAAUGAGCUGGUUGUCUUCAAAAUGGCGGUUGUAUUUGCACUGGGUCAGUCACGUUUUUCACAUUGGCGGUUCCGUUCAAACAUUCUUCAGUUAGGCUUUGGCGAAAAAACACAUUCACGAAGUGUUUUUGUAAUGUAACUAAUACAUACUUCUCGUACUAAUUGGACUGUUUUGAUGAAAUUAACUUUUAAAACCUACAAUGUUAUUUUUAGCAGCAAGCAAGCUAAAGAGGAAGGCGCCUUACACUAGUGAGAAUGCCACUGUGGUUUCUGAAAAUGGAAAGCGACAUAAACUUUGUGCAGCAAGCAGUACAGAUGACAAGUGUAUGGAGUCGUCAGUUUCUUCAUCAGAAGUCGCUGAGGACUUAUCAAGUGUAACAGCAACUCUAGAGAGUCGAGAUCUUUGGGAUCGCUUCAAUGAACUGGGCACUGAGAUGAUCAUAACAAAGUCUGGCAGGUGAGGGUUAUGUCAACACCUACUGUAGAAAUGUUUAAAGUCUAAAGGUUUUUGUCUGAAAUCCAGUCACAUCCUUUAUUGACUAAUGCAAGAGGCUUCAAGCAAACGACUUUCAAGGAGGACAUCACUAGGACAGCUGGCUGCUACGAACGUCUAAAGCAGGGUGGAAAUGUUUACAUUCUCUUGAGGCCCAAUCGACAAACCUUCGCGAUGGACAGGCAUCGCAAAGAUCGUUUUCAUUCUUCCAAAUAUGUGGAAAAAGUAAACAGUCCAAGCCUAACUUCACAAUCGGCCAUAUGAAACAUAAUGUAUUGUUAAUGGGUCCGUUGUUUUAAGUGUCGUCCACCGCAGCUACUUAGACACUUUACACCAUGUUAUAUUUAUUGGCUUAUUGACAGCUAUAAGGGAAAGUUCUGAAAGCCGACUCACGAAAAAUAUAGCCAGUAGUAGUAGGAACUUCCUGGCCUUAAAAUGCUAUUGUAAGAUUGUGGAAGUAGUUCUUACAACUUCGUCUGCAUAUAUUUUUUGGGAGGGGAAGCUAACAAACAACUCUAUUGUUGCAAACAACUCUAUUGUUUACUCCAUAUUUCGAAAUAGGAGACUCUUAUUCGAAAAACAAAUGGAAAAUGUAAGGGUGGGCUUGUACACAUUUAGACAUUCGCCGUUCUGCAUUCAUAUAAUUAUUAUAUGUUUGCUUUUUCAUGACUGUCUUAUUCUUUACCUUCGACCUCGACUUAAGAUAUUUAAGGCUUAAGUAUGUAUAUUCUGGACAGUAAAUUUUUCAGUCUCCUUCGAUUUCCACCCCAUUUUCCAAGAUCGCCAUUGCUGAUGAGUGCUUGACAUGUAUAUGGAGUUUUAAGGCAUAACCAAACCAAGGGAGAAUAUUUUAUAGUUUUUGAUUAGUACAAUAAUAUUUUUUUUUUGAUCCAGUUGCCGAGCGUUUUAUGUUCAGGUUACUUGUCUUUUGGGGACUGACAUACUUCUCGCCGUCAUUGUUUUCGACAAACGACAAAGGAUUAGAACUCCCACUACUAUCCUUAAAACGAAAGAAUACAAUACUAAGGCUGAAAGUUCAAACAAUUACAACAACAAGAAUCUAACGGUGGGGAGACGACUGAAUAAUGUUGAUAAAAUGAACAUGGCCAUGUUAUAUUUAGUGGAUGGAUAACAUCUUUCUAAAUUGCGGCCAUGCACUGCCUUUUAGAAGAACUGGUUAAGAAGCAUGCUACCUUGAAUUAAUUUCACUGCAUUUCGUUAGGUUAUUAUAAAUAGUCUCCACUUUGCAAAUAUAAUGAAUCGAAAAGGAUUUAUUAGUCAUAACUACCCGCUGGAAAUCAUCGGUAAAAAAAAUCGUCAAAUGGAACAACUUUUUGUUGGUACAAGAAGUAUUAUUAAACAACAUACCAGCUUGUUUCGAAGCUAUAUCCUUACAGAGCCUUGACCUUUUCUGAGGGAAAGCUAGCACUCUUCAAAAUCCACCUUUUUUUCAAACAAUUCAAUUAAAAGACUUAAGACCAGUUGCAAUUCUCUCUUAUUGCAAGACAUCUCUUAGGGAAAACACUUGCACCAUUAUCAAGUUCUUAUUCUGAACAUUAGUUUUCCCCUAAAAUGCACAUGAAAAAAAGUGUCUAUUUUGCUGUUGUUUAUGAAUGCACACCCCAAUUUGCUGCUCCAUUAGAACAGAAAUACAUUGAGCAAAAGUUGGUGUUAAAAGGCAUAGAGAAACAAGUGGAACUGUUUUCUAGGAUUUUUGCUGUCUCUGUUUGCAGCGUUUUUAACCCACUGCAUGACCAGAAGAGUGUGAGAACAUAUUCUAAAAAUUCUCUUCAGUAAUUCGUUUUUUUUCGCACAUUUGAUACGAUAAACAUGUAAAUUGGUUAACCUUAUGGACAUCUGAAACAAGUUCAACUCGAGAAAAAGAAAUACCUAACAACAGAAAGCAAUAUUGUCUGAGCUUGCAACCUUGCUCAACUCUGUUCUUCAACAGCCGGAAUCUCAAUUGUAAAUUUUUACUCAAGCAGAAGGUAUGGAUGAUAAUACCUUAAUCAAAAUUAGGAUAAUUAAUUAAUUUGUUUAUUUUAACUGUCUUUCUCUCAAAGGAGGAUGUUCCCGACCCUAAAGGUGUCAUUGCAUGGCGUCGAUCCUAAAGCCAAUUACAUGAUCCUAAUGGAUACUGUGCCUGUUGAUGAUAAACGCUACAGAUACGCCUAUCAUCGUUCGACUUGGCUUGUAGCGGGCAAGGCCGAUCCUCCAGCCCCUGUGAGACUUUAUAUGCAUCCAGAAUCACCUUUUUCCGGGGAACAGUUAUUAAAGCAAAUUAUUUCGUUUGAGAAAGUCAAACUGACUAACAACGUGCUGGAUCAGAGUGGGCAUGUAAGUGGACUUGAAAGUGGUGCAUCUAUUAAAGGAGCUGUGUCACGAGAUUUAUCAAAAUUCAGACACAGUAGGAACUGCCAGGAAAUUGAGUGAAACAGGAAAAUAGCCGCUCAAAAUAAUACAAAAAGGUAUAAAUAACAAGGCGAAUACAAAAGAAGGUGCAUGGAUGGACAAAACUGAGCAAAAUCAAAAUAGAUUGCAAUUGUGGAGUUUGUAAACUUGUUAGCCUAACAGUUCUUUAAAUGUGAUUUUUGUUGUUUUUAAUAUUUGAUAUUUAUUGGACAAGAAGCUGUGUUUUUGUAAUUUACCAUUAACUUCUUUGCUACCGAUGAGUUCCGUAGCUCACAAGGACACGUAAUUGGCAUUGUUGACAAAUUAACUGACUUAGACAGCCUCGACACAGCCCCUUUUAAAGAUGCAAGAGCUUUAAAAUUAAAAAUACCUUUGAGUUUAUUAUAUUUUCGAGCAAUUCGUGCUUUCUUUGUACGAAAACGCACGGUCGGUUCCCCCCAGAUUAAGAUGCGGGUUCUUCUAUCUUUCCCUCGUUUCCCACGCAGAUAACAGUCGGCGCAUUGAAAGCGGAUGAGAUCCGUUGCGGAUACUUUGAUACCUUCUAGUCUGGCUAGGAUAUCUUUUGACUCAGAAGCCAAUCAUUACUGUUCCUUUGCCGAGCUGACUCUCGACCCCUGUCUUUUGGGCAAACGACGAAGUUGCAUUACCCUUCAAGGAAACUGAUCUUUUUGUUUUUAAUUUGUUUGGAACUGGCCUCAAAUUAACCGUUUUCCAGAAGUGUCCACACACAUCUUCAUUAUUCGUUUACUUUGUUGAAGUUGUUUGUUCUUUAAGACAUCGAUUUCAAACACAAUUUCUCAUUCUCAAUUUGAAAAAAAAUUGCUUCUAAUGUUCUCUUUCUUGUAAACUUUAAAAGUCAACCGUAAUGAAACAAUUCCACUUUAGCCCUUAAAUGAAGAAUCAGAACUGUUACAACUGGCAUGCCAUAUCCGACUAUAAGCGGUAUUUCUCUUUCGCCCUUCAACUGCGUCCAGAAUUUAUCACAUGUAUUGCGUUGUUUUCUGUAAACUAAUUUAAUAUGUUUUGGACAUUUUUUUCAUUAGAUUGUCCUAAACUCGAUGCACAAGUAUCAACCCAGAGUACACAUCGUGAGAAAACGAGAUCACACGGCAGCAGUGAUAGACCUAAAUUCGAAUGGAGCCAAAACGUUUGAGUUUCCUGAGACAAGUUUCAUUGCUGUGACAGCGUACCAGAAUCAACUGGUAAGAACUGAAACAUCAAAAUGAUCACGAAUCUCCAGCUGCGACGUUAUUGUGAAUAAACAAGUAAGGUUUACUGGAGCUCAGAUUAAACAGAGAAUCAUACCUUGGUGGGGGUAUAUUUUAAAACUAGCAAGAUAAUCAAAAAUGGACUAUUAAUUAGCAGUCUUUGGUGAUUUUAAAACUUAAAUCGAGAACCAUCGCAAUUGCGACUACAAAAUUAUGUGACAAAAAGAAUGUGAUGAUUUGUUCUCUUAUUAGCAAUUUUGUAGCAUAGGCAAAAACGUGACUUACUUCAGAGACAUAUUCCACUGAAAAUGUAUCGUUCGAAAUUUUAUUUAUUUCUUUCCUCACAACUCGGGCAUCUGAACUUGUUACCUGCAAAUCAAUAAAGAUUCAACUAACAUUUUUUUUUCUUUUCGUGAUGAAUUGCAUGCAGUGGGAAAUAAUGACGGUCAACGUGCACCGCGCGCCAAGAGUAACUGUUUCUGACCCACUUAGAACCUCAAAUAUCCACAUCCGCCAUUUUUCUAUUCGCAGGUAAAAGCCAAAUAAUUAUAAACAGUAAUAAAUCGAAUAACGCUACUUUUCGUCUAAAAGUCGACUUUUUUGCACAAAACUCAGAUCGCCAGAUAAUUCGCCAAUUUUUUUGGUAGUCUGCAGAUCAGAUGCUACAUGAAGAAGAAAGGAAGUCGGACUAAUUGAUACGCAUAGGAUGCGUUAAGUCACGAAAACUGAAGGAAAGAUUCAAAUAAAGUAAAAAGAAGAUUUUAAGGCAGUUUUAGUAGAAUACUUCCACAAUUAUGCAAUUAGGAUGAAAAUGAAUCUUCUAUGGUACCAGACGGAACAAAUGACUUCAAUAUUUGGAUUAAUAAUUCUUCAACUGGAACUCUUCAUAACUUUUAAAGUUAAUCCUUAGCUGUUUUGUCCUGUAAUUAACCUAUACCGUUCUUAAACUGCAUAAAAUGGAUUUAUCGUUUAGUUUUGCAUGAAAACAUACCUUCUUAAAAUGCAGAAACUACAUUAUUUCACAAGGAAAUCUUCGGUUGUUUGAAGUGUUCUUAUUGCUGGAGAAUUUCAGUUCUACAAAAACAACUUCGCAUUCAGGAAGAAUUAUAUACUUAUUUGCAAAGUCUCAACAUUGUGCCAAUACAAACAGAUCGUUAAAAAGUCAUUCAAUAAAGGUCAGUUUCGUGUCAUUUAGUGCUUAGACACACUUGCGGUAUUAAGUUAAAGCUAGUUAACGCAUAAGUCAAUCUUUUGUCACAAAGAUCAAGAUGGUAUGCUGAGGCCAACAUCUGUUUGUUUUGUCAUUACAGAUAACUCGCCUGAAAAUCGACAGCAAUCCCUUUGCGAAGGGAUUCAGGGAAUCCAUCAGAAUCUUACCAAUGCAAAGGUACGCACGACCCAAGUCGUUUGAAGACGCUCUCCUCCUUUGAGAUGAAAUAGAGAGAAGCAAAUCUUCGCUAGUUGUACAUAUCCCCCCCCCCUUCCCGGUUGACUGUUCUAAACCUCUUAUUUCAUUGUUCCCCUUUAAUCUGAACUUCCAUUGUUUUCAUGGAUAGGCGCAUUGUUAUGUCACGAUCCCUUAAUUGUUUUUCCAGCCAAUCACAAACAAUGUUUCAAAUAGAUGCAGAUCUCCCGUACAUAUCAAACCAAUUUUUGAUUUUUUGAGCACUGUUUUUCGUGGGACCAAAGGUACAUUCCACCGCUGAAUGGCUCGCUGAAGAAACAGAACGAUUUUCCCUUCGCUUGUUGCUCAUCUACUCAUUCAUUAUGUAGUAUUUUACAUAGUUAUAUAUUAUCACUCUGUAUCUUUUCGAUUCUGAAAUAAGACGAACGAAAAAAAUUUAUUUCAUCAUUCUCGUUCUUCAGUGACUUUUUUUAGAUAUUUUAAAGCAUACCGGCCUUCAGUGAUAUUUAUCAACUAAACUAAAAGGUUCAACUCAUACCUCUCCUAAUUUAUACAGGUUCUAAAAUACUCCCUUUGUUUCAAGCUGCAAUUUACUAACCUUGUUUUGAGUGUAAAAAUUAGAGCAUUCGCCAUUUGGAAAUCUCCCAUAAUACACCUACUUUGCCCCCUAAACUUUUGCAGAAGCAUUGUCUUCAGUUUCCUGGGAAGGAGGGCUGAAAUACCCAGGAAAAAUACAUAUAAAAAAAAGGUUAGGACAAAUGUUAGGUUAAACAGGAUGUAUUAUGGGAUAUGUGCAAAUGGCGAAUAUCAACAUAAGUGUGAGAUUCGUUCAGCAGCAUUCUUUUUUAUUUAUUUCAGGUAAGUAGACGCAUGACUAUCAUCACCGUAUUUGAACAAAUGUUUAAAUAGUCAAACCAUGGCACCCUAGUUUUGAUAACCGACCGACUGCAAGGCAUCCUAAAACUUGUGACGAUGGAUUGAUAAAACAAUCCGUGCAGUCAAGUAUCUACUACACUGAGCCAACCCCAAAAUUUUUGGCAUGCGCAAAACUUAGAGUACGUGUUCUAAAGAACUAAUAACACCUAGGGAAAGAGGUACUGUUUCUAAAGGCUCACAGUGGCACCAAGGUAAAACAACGCGUCUAAGAUUAAAAUGAGUGCAGCCUCCAAGGUUUCAUCUUAAGCUGCUAAGAAUGCAAAUUUUCAAUUGCACGAUUGCUCCCCACAUGCUGAAACCAUUUUUCAUCAUUAGCUAGAAACAUUGUUGAUCAGUUUACCCUUUUUCUUUAUUUAUUUAUAUUUAUUUUUAUUAUUUUCUUUUUUUUUUCCUAGAGAGUGUGCACAUAGGGUUGCGUACUACCAAGGUCAUGUCCCUGUCUCCGUCUCAACACCUCAUCUUCCAAGCCAUUUUUUAUCAUCUGCAUCUUUGCAAGGUCAAGUGGAACACAAAGGCAUAUAUUGUGCAGGGUGCGUGACGAGUCUCAGUAAAGGUGGGCCUAAAUUUGUUUGUUUUUUUGUUGUUUAACUGGUCUAAAAAGCGUUCUCAACGGUUGAAAAAAAAUCCAUUUCAUUUGUUUAAACGCUACCCUAACAUUUAUAUUGUCAAAUUGUUAAGUUGUUGCUCUUUUCUCGAUGAUCAUACUUUAAAGUCAGCACCAAAAUUUGUGUAAUUUGAAAACAACACUUUGUCGUUUUACGCUAACUUUUGUGACCCUCAAAAGAUUACGAUGAACCACCCACCUACCACUCGGUAACCUGACAUUUAACCUGGUUUAAACCGCGUGGGGUUUUUAAAUUGUUUUAUUUAGGCAUUAAGUGGAAAACACGGAGAAGGGUGUUUAAAACAAUAAGAUCAUUUCACUUCCUUUGUUUUAAAAGUAAUUAGCUUCUUUUCGUAGCAGGCAGUUCACGCUCCUGUAAAGUUAUGUUAACAAAUGGCGCCCAAAUUAUCACCAGUUUCAGUUUUCAAACACUUCGGAUUUUUUAGUAAGUUCUCAAAAGGUUUAGUGAACUAACAGUGUGUCGGUAAUACAUAAAACGUAUAAUAGUGAAGGUAACAACCUUAGCACCUUGCUUAACUUUACAAAUUUCUCUCCCUUCUAGAACGUACUUCCUUAAUUUUGAAUUGGCCUGUUCUUCAAGCGUUGCAUUUGUGUUUUCCUACUCCUUCACAUUAAAUUAAAACAAUCGAUUAAAAAUAACCUCUCACAAACAUUUCAUUUUGAAAGAAGCCAAUUGUUUGAAAGUCGUGUUUGGCCAAAAACUCAAUCAAUAAUAGAUCCCGCUGAAGGAUGAUUGAAAGGCAAAGAUCGAGAGACAACAAAAAUAUACCUGAUCCAAACUGCGUGUCACGGUAUUACAGAAACAGACCAACAAUCGAACCGAAUCAGAUCAUUGGGUGGUGCUUUUACUUAUCUACCAUUUUUACCCUCUAGAAAGAAUUUUUUAAGGAACUACUACUAAUGUACUACUACUACCACAACCGCCACCACCACCACCACCAACACCGCCAUCAGCACCAACACAAACAACAACACCAAUACCACCAACACUAACACCUUCAAUAACACCAGCACCAACACCAACACCACCACUAAUACCAAUACCACCACCACCACUAAUACAUCCAAGAACACCACCAACACCACCACCAUCAACACCACCACAACCAACACUACCAACACCAACACCAAUACCACCACCACCACCAACACAACAACCAACACCACCACCAACACAACCACCAACACUAACACUUUCAACAACGCCAACACCACCACCAACACCAAUACCAACAGCAACACCAAACACCACCACCACCACCAACACAACCAAGAACACCACCAAAACCAACACAAACACAACCCAGAACACCACCAACUCCACCACAACCAACACCACCAGCCCCAACAAAACCAACACCACCGCUAAUACCACCAUCUCCAACACAACCAACACCACCAUUACUACCUACACCACCAUUACCAUAACAACAACAACAAUAACACCAACACACAUGUAUAACUAUCACCAUAAUUUUCUUCCAUCUUCCUUUGAAAUUUUCUGUAGAACGGUAGCAUCCAUACACUCAUACAAUACCAGGCUUGCUUCUAAAUCAACCUAUUAUCUCAAUACUAUCAAAAGAAACCAUGGUAAAUUCAACUUUCGCUUUGCGGCUGUAAAAGCUUGGAAUAACCUUGAUGAAAGCAUUAAACACCUCCCACUUAAAUCCUUUAAAAACAAAGUCAUGUUAAACAUCUUAUAGUCUUACUGUUCGUGAGUCUUUUUUUUUUCUUUUUCAUUUUUUUUCCUUUUAUCUAUUUACUAAUUCCUUGUUUGUUCUAGCUUUAGUGCCAACCUACCUCCUAUGCCUGAACAUUAUUUAGCUUUACUCAGCUCGAUUAGCUUUUUAGUUAUUCUGAGUAAAUGUUACCUUUUUUUGUAUUAAUAUAUUAUAUUGUAAAUUAAGUUAACUUUUAUUUGGUAAUAAAGCUUAUGUUGUUGUUGUUGGCAACAACACCAUCACCACCACUGCCACCAACACCAACACUACCACCACAACCAACACCACCGCCAACACCAUUACCAACAACACCACCACCACCACCGCCACCCUUUCAACUAAUGUGCUAUUACCACAAUUGAGGCUACUUACACUGUAACCCUCACAGUAUUGAUUGAUCCCAAGAAAGCUAAUCCCCCCCCCCCGUCGUCCUUCGUAUCUUCAACAGUAAAUGGAAGAUGUAUAUAUAUUUGAAUCUGAGUCUUGUGAAUUAUCAUCGGCGUUUUCUCUCCUUGUAUAACUUGCAUGUACUUAUUUCUUAUUUCUGCUUUCUGGUAAUUGUUUGUAUCUAGGACACCUAACAGCUGUUCACCACAAAGCCUUCCUACAACCUGAGCUACACGCACCCGACGUUCACCUGCAGCUGACAGUGGGGUCUAUUAAGACAGAGUCACCACAAGGCCAUCUCUGUCCUUGCGUUUCUCCCUGCUGCAACAACAUCAAAUAGAGUGGCAUAACAAAGUUACUGCAAAUAGCUUUGCAUAAAACUUCGGGGUCGACGCCUUGUUUCAAUUAACAAACACAAUGUUUGACCUGCAAUGCCAAAUAAUAGAAGGG
Messenger RNA from Porites lobata, 9956 nucleotides. NCBI's taxonomy places the organism in Eukaryota, Metazoa, Cnidaria, Anthozoa, Scleractinia, Poritidae. The record is from the annotation of a GenBank genome assembly.